Merops nubicus (carmine bee-eater) is the source of this 1098-nucleotide messenger RNA. It is a transcript of the gene GPR132, whose product is annotated as G protein-coupled receptor 132. The record is from RefSeq and is a predicted model, not a curated record. The coding region runs from base 1 to 1098 and encodes 365 amino acids. The transcript has a single exon. Gene Ontology annotation, biological process: G1/S transition of mitotic cell cycle; G protein-coupled receptor signaling pathway; negative regulation of G2/M transition of mitotic cell cycle. Gene Ontology annotation, molecular function: G protein-coupled receptor activity. NCBI's taxonomy places the organism in Eukaryota, Metazoa, Chordata, Aves, Coraciiformes, Meropidae. Gene Ontology annotation, cellular component: membrane.
AUGGGAAAUUGUACAGACACAAGCUCCAUUUGCACAGGAAUUCCCUACAAAGACAGCAAGACACUUUUAGUUGCUGUUUACAGCAUUGUUUUUGCCAUAGGCCUUCCAGCAAAUUGCUUAACAUCCGUGCUUACAUUUGUACAAAUCCAGAGGAAUAAAGUAAUUGCCAUCUACAUUUUCAGCUUAUCAUUGUGUGAGCUGAUGUAUUUAAGUACCUUGCCUCUUUGGAUUAUCUACGUGCAAGAUGAGCACCAGUGGAAUAUGGGUGUAACAGCUUGCAGAAUAACAGGAUUCAUCUUCUUCUGCAACAUAUACAUCAGCAUUCUGCUUUUGUGCUGCAUUUCUGUGGAUCGUUACGUGGCACUGGUGUAUGCUCUGGAGUCAAGGGGGAGAAGAGGACAGAAAAAGGCAAUCAUAAUAGUGUGUUUUCUCUUUGCUGUGGUUGCAACAAUCCACUCUCCAAUAUUUCGCAUGGAAGAUGGUUCAGAAUCUAUGAACAAGACAACUUGCUUUGAGACCUUGCCCCUUGACAUAAAAUUGGCUUCUUUCAGCCUUGCCAGAUUCCUAUUUGGAUUUGCUAUACCUUUCACAAUCCUCAUUUUCACAAACUACAAAAUUUUCCAAAGUACAAAAACAAGCAGCAGCUUGACUUGUCGUGAAAAGUCCAAAGUGAAGUAUCUGGCUAUUGCCAUUAUCGUAAUUUUCCUGAUCUGCUUUGCUCCCUACCAUGUAGUACUCUUAAUAAGAUCCAUAUACUUCAUGUUCCAUCAAAAUUGCUCAUGUCCAUUUGAAAAAAAGAUCUAUUCAAUUUUUACAGUGUUUCUGUGUUUAGCCACUGCAAACAGCAUUGCUGAUCCAAUCAUCUACGUGCUGGUUAGUGAAAAUGUCAGAAAAGAUUUUUAUAGGAGUCUCAGAAGAUGGAGACUGAACUCAGCCAGGCUGAAUUCAUCCAUUAAUCACAAGACUGACAGCAUAAAAUUGAAAACAUCAAAAGAAUCACAGGAAGGAGGGCUGAAAGAAGAAAACAAAGAAAUACCAUAUUCAUCUGACAUUCAAAAGACCUGUAAUAGAGUCAAAGACCAAGAAGGUGGUAGCUAG